AACCAAAACUGCUAAAAAGCUACAAUGUAUCAUUUAUUUGCUUUUGGUCUGGACCAAAUGAACCGAACUAUAGGUGUGAAAGCACCCUUAAUGUUCAAUGUAUAAGUCUCAAUUUUCUAAUAUGACUUUAAUAUUGACAUUUAUAAUCACAGGAAAAACAAAUAAAACAUGCAAAAUUGCGUUUAGUAUGAAGCCAAGACAGGAAAAACUCAAGUAUUUGAGUUUGGACCCUUUUUAUUUGGAAUUCUAGGUUGGAAAUAUUAGCUAUUAAGCAUAUUAUUAGUGUUAUAGGUGAUUAUAAGUACAAAGCUAUCAUCUGUUAUAUUUCUUAAAAGUGAUUACUCAUCUUUUCUUGGUGUCUGAAAAUGCACUGAAUGAAUGUUGGAGAACUGAAAGAAGCAGUCAUCACUGUUUUGCAAUAAUGGGUUUUUCAUUUUCUUUCUAAUGCACGUUACUGAAACUGGCAGCUUUGUUGUCCAGACUCUAAGCUGCUUUAUUACAUUGGAUUCCUUUCUAGAGCUACAGUUUUUGCAUGUUCUCUGGAUGUAGCAGCAUUUUGUCACUGUGUUGUCCAACCUUACAGGUGAUGAGUCUCAGUAAAAUGAACAGAAACAGGUGUAACAGUACAUUUUCAGAGGUCUUGUUACCUCCUAUCUACGGUGUGGAGAUGUGUGUGGCACUGGUGGGAAAUAUACUGGCACUGUGGCUGCUUGUGACUAAGGAGAGAAAGAACUGGCACACAGGAGUAGUGUUCUCCUGCAACCUGAUCAUCAGUGACAUCUUUUAUGCCCUCACACUCCCACUUCUCAUCGUCUACUAUUCAAGAGGACGGGUCUGGGGAUUUGGUAAUGCACUCUGCAAAAUAGAGCGUUUUCUCUUCACCUGUAACCUCUACGUCAGCAUUUACUUCAUCAUGUGCAUCAGUGUUAAUCGAUACCUGGCCAUCGUUCAUCCAUUUUUUACACGCACACACAUUCGUCCAAAACACGCCAAGAUCACCAGUGUGAUCGUCUGGAUAUUUGUUGCAAGCAUUUCAUCUCCAGUCCUCUACUAUUCAGGUCUGAAUAAGGGCAGAUGUUCCUUAUUUGCAAAUGACAGCAGUAAAGCACUAGUAAGACAACCUAAUAAGACAACCUACAGAUUGUUUAUGGCUGUUACAGGCUGUUUGGUACCUUUUGUAGUUACUUUUGCAUCAUAUAUUGGUGUUUUGUGGGUGGUUUUUAAAAAUGCAAAUAUCACCUUGUUGGAAAAGAAAAAAGUUGCCCUGAUUGUAGGUUUAGGUUGCAUCCUGUAUGCCGUGUCGUUUGUCCCCUUUCAUAUUCUCCAAAUAUGGAAUUUUAAACUAAAGGAAGAAAAGAAGACUAAUUGUUCUGUUCAAAAUGGAUACCAAGUGUCAAAGGCAUUAGCCUGCCUGAACAUGUGCCUUCAUUACAUCCUGUACAUGGCUGUGUUUGACAGUAUCAGAGCAGUGUGCUGCAGAAGGAGCUCAGACGUAUCAAAUGAAAAAAUCACAGAUGGAGAACGCUUGUCGAAGGACCUUGAAUUGAAAUCCAGAGACUGAGACUACACAACAUUUUGUUUUGUGUUGAUUUGGGUGUAUGUUUGGAGUCAUUAUCUUGUUGAAUGUUCAAUGGUCAAAUCUUAACCUUCUGGAAGACAACCAGCUUGAGGGCUAAACUGCGACUCUGGUCAGUAGAAUUAAGUUUAUUCAAGAAUUACACACUCAACAAUCACAAGAUGUAAAAUGGUCUCAAAGGUCAAUGUCGUACCUCCAUAUUUUAUUUUGCACAGAGUUUGGGGGAUUUUCCUUAGUAUGUUCUUGGUACUGUUGUCAGUCAUGUUGAUGGCCUGCAUGGGCAAAAAAAAUGUUUAUAACUGAUUCAGAUGGUAGAUAAAGUGUUUCCUCUAAAUAUCAUGUAGUUGUUUUGUUUUAUUUGAAAUAAAUGUAUAGAAUUUUUCAGAAAAAUA
Messenger RNA from Tachysurus fulvidraco (yellow catfish), 1968 nucleotides. RefSeq names its product P2Y purinoceptor 11-like. The record is from RefSeq and is a predicted model, not a curated record. NCBI's taxonomy places the organism in Eukaryota, Metazoa, Chordata, Actinopteri, Siluriformes, Bagridae. Gene Ontology annotation, cellular component: plasma membrane. Gene Ontology annotation, biological process: calcium-mediated signaling; cellular response to ATP; G protein-coupled receptor signaling pathway. Gene Ontology annotation, molecular function: neurotransmitter receptor activity; G protein-coupled ATP receptor activity. Bases 533 to 1561 code for a protein of 342 amino acids. The transcript has 2 exons.